UCAAGGGUCAGAAGGAGGAGGCGCGCCCAAGAUGGCGGCCUCCAUGUGCGACGUGUUCUCUUUCUGCGUGGGCGUGGCUGGCCGGGCCCGGGUGGCCGUAGAGGUCCGUUUCGUGAGCAGCGCCAAGGGAAAGGGGCUGUUUGCCACACAGCUGAUUCGGAAGGGGGAGACCAUCUUCGUAGAGCGCCCCCUGGUGGCUGCGCAGUUUCUCUGGAAUGCACUCUAUCGUUACCGAGCCUGUGACCACUGCCUUCGGGCACUGGAGAAGGCAGAGGAGAAUGCCCAGAGGUUGACUGGGAAACCAGGCCAGGUUCUGCCUCACCCUGAGCUGUGUACUGUACGCAAGGACCUCCAUCAGAACUGUCCCCACUGCCAGGUGGUGUACUGCAGUGCAGAGUGUCGCCUGGCAGCUGCUGAGCAGUACCACCGGGUCCUGUGCCCAGGCCCCUCCCAGGAUGACCCCCUGCAUCCACUCAACAAACUGCAGGAGGCAUGGAGGAGUGUUCACUAUCCCCCAGAGACUGCAAGCAUCAUGUUGAUGGCCCGGAUGGUGGCCACAGUGAAGCAGGCUAAGGAUAAGGACCGCUGGAUCAGGCUCUUCUCCCAGUUCUGUAACAAAACGGCCAAUGAGGAGGAAGAAAUUGUCCACAAACUCCUGGGGGACAAGUUCAAGGGCCAGCUGGAACUCCUGCGGACACUCUUCACAGAGGCCCUUUAUGAGGAAGCUCUCAGUCAGUGGUUUACUCCAGAUGGAUUCCGGUCUCUGUUUGCUCUUGUUGGGACCAAUGGCCAAGGAAUUGGGACCAGCUCCCUGAGCCAGUGGGUCCAUGCCUGUGACGCUCUGGAGCUGAAGCCUCAGGACCGCGAGCAGCUGGACGCCUUCAUUGACCAGCUGUACAAGGACAUCGAGGCAGCAACCGGCGAGUUUCUGAACUGCGAAGGAUCUGGCCUCUUUGUGCUUCAGAGCUGCUGUAACCACAGCUGUGUCCCCAAUGCAGAGACCUCCUUCCCAGAAAACAACUUCCUUUUGCAUGUCACUGCUCUGGAGGAGAUUAAGCCGGGAGAGGAAAUCUGUAUCAGCUACUUAGACUGCUGUCAGCGGGAGCGCAGCCGCCAUAGCCGCCACAAGAUCCUCAGGGAGAACUACCUUUUUGUCUGUUCCUGCCCCAAAUGCCUAGCAGAAGCUGAUGAACCCAAUGUGACCUCGGAGGAGGAGGAGGAGGAAGAGGAAGGAGAGCCGGAAGACGCAGAGCUGGGGGAUGAGAUGACUGAUGUGUGAUGUGGUCCUGCCUGGAAGGGGCCCUGCCCCAGACCCUGCCGGCAAACGGGGCCCUUCCACCAGGGAAGAGGCUUGGAAGGAUCUCCCCACUCCACUGCCUGCUUUCCCCAUUCCAGCUCUCGCCAGAGGGCAGGAUAGAGGCUGGACCCUUGGCCCUCACUCCCACACCCCCACUAGCCUCGUGCCUAGACACUGCUGCUGAGCCAGCUCAGGCUCUGUGCUGUCACUAAGCCUUGCAGAGCUGACCUCCCUGAAGUUGCUUCACUCUAGGGGUGAGAACCAGGGUCAGGCCUAACAGUGUUUCUUUCCCCUGCCCGGCCCAGGCUCACCCAUCCACCUGAGGCUUCCCCCCUUUCAACUUGCUACUCAUUUAUCUGGAGGGGUAACGAAGUGGCAUAUCUGAGAACAAACUGAUCUCCUUGAAGCAGAAAUGGAGGCGGCAAGGUUCCCCACCGUCUUCCUCACCUCCUACCUGCCCCUGUUGUAGUUGCUCUGGCAACUGCCUGACCACUAGCCCAGAGAGGAGAGGUGGGAGGGAGCUGGGCCUCCAGAGCACAUUCCCAGAGUCCUCUGCUGGGCAGCACUGGGUCUGGGGGAUUACCUCUCUCCCCCACAACUCUCACCAUUUGAACAUUUGGGGAAGUAGGGAUUCAUCCCCUCCCCGACUCUAGAAUCUCAGUACUUGUGCCUUGCCUCUGGGGCCCUGGCACAGUGGCUGGCCCCAUGAGGUAUAGAAGAGGCCUCUGCCUUUUGAGGAGGGGCACAGGGGGAUCACCCUUCUUACACCCUCUUCCCGCUAAGGACUAGCAGCAUGGCUGAUCCUGUGAGACAACAGGCCUGUGCUGCUGGACCCAGGAUGCACUAGUCUUACUUGAGCCGGUUAA
This is a messenger RNA of Tupaia belangeri chinensis (Chinese tree shrew), 2163 nucleotides long. It is a transcript of the gene SMYD5, whose product is annotated as SMYD family member 5. The transcript has 13 exons. Gene Ontology annotation, molecular function: histone H4K20 methyltransferase activity; protein binding. The record is from RefSeq and is a predicted model, not a curated record. Bases 32 to 1279 code for a protein of 415 amino acids. NCBI's taxonomy places the organism in Eukaryota, Metazoa, Chordata, Mammalia, Scandentia, Tupaiidae. Gene Ontology annotation, biological process: negative regulation of gene expression, epigenetic.